Molecule: messenger RNA, 1636 nt
Organism: Daucus carota subsp. sativus
Lineage: Eukaryota; Viridiplantae; Streptophyta; Magnoliopsida; Apiales; Apiaceae
Product: serine/threonine-protein kinase SRK2G-like
Exons: 9
Coding region: 361-1452 (363 amino acids)
Biological process (GO): protein phosphorylation; intracellular signal transduction
Molecular function (GO): ATP binding; protein serine/threonine kinase activity
Source: RefSeq, a predicted model, not a curated record
GGGCGAAGAAAGGGAGAGUUGUGGAUCCAGAGCUUCUUCAACUCUUCUUGAAUGCAUACUUCCUCCCCACACUUCCAUCGAUUGCAUCUCUAUUACAUGAACAUAUCAUAGUACUAAUUUACAUAUAAUAAUUCAUAUGCAUGACUUCCCAUGCAUGAAACUUAAUUAACUAGUCGUCGCAAUACUUGUACUUAAGUCUAGUUAACUUGUAGUGGACUAAAAGCUCACACCUCUCUCUCUCUCUCUCUCUCUCUCUCUCUCUCUCUCUCUCUCUCUCUCUCUCACUAUAUAAAAAUCUCUCCCAUCCCAAGCCUCUUCUGUAUAGCAGCACAUCAUUGUCUCAAGAAAACCACAGAAAAGAUGGAGAAAUAUGAAGUAGUGAAGGAUAUUGGAUCUGGCAACUUUGGUGUGGCCAGGCUGAUGAGACACAAGGAAACCAAAGAGCUGGUGGCCAUGAAAUAUAUUGAGCGUGGUCACAAGAUUGAUGAAAAUGUGGCCCGAGAGAUCAUAAAUCAUCGAUCACUUCGACACCCGAAUAUCAUCCGUUUCAAGGAGGUGCUUUUGACUCCAACCCAUCUGGCAAUUGUGAUGGAGUAUGCUUCUGGUGGUGAGUUGUUUGACAGAAUCUGCACUGCUGGUAGAUUCAGUGAACACGAGGCUAGGUACUUCUUUCAGCAACUAAUUUCCGGGGUCUCUUUCUGUCAUGCAAUGCAAAUAUGUCACAGAGAUCUGAAGCUGGAGAACACACUGCUGGAUGGCAGUCCUGCGCCUCGCCUUAAGAUAUGUGAUUUUGGUUACUCCAAGUCAUCUUUGCUGCAUUCAAGGCCAAAGUCAACUGUGGGAACUCCGGCAUAUAUUGCACCUGAGGUUCUCUCCCGUCAUGAAUACGACGGCAAGUUGGCUGAUGUAUGGUCCUGUGGAGUGACUCUUUAUGUUAUGUUGGUGGGAGCAUACCCUUUUGAAGAUCCUGAUGAUCCGAAAAAUUUCAGAAAAACAAUUCAGCGGAUAAUGGCCACUCAGUACAAAAUACCCGACUACGUUCACAUUUCUCAGGAUUGCAGGCACCUUCUUUCUCGCAUAUUUGUUGCAAGUUCUUCCAGGAGGAUUACAAUCAAAGAAAUCAAGAGUCAUCCAUGGUUUCUCAAGAAUCUGCCAAAGGAGUUAACAGACACGGCUCAAGCCAGCUACUACAGAAGAGACGUUGCCCCGAGCAGCAUCUCCCUCCAAACCAUCGACGACAUAAUGAAAAUUGUAGGAGAAGCGAGGAAUCCCCCUCCAGCUUCGAGGUCUAUAGGGGGGCUUGUCUGGGGCGAAGAAGAUGAAGAGAACAAGGAGGACGAAGAGGAUUUGGAAGAGGAGGAAGACGAGGAGGAGGAUGAGUAUGACAAGAGUGUUAGACAAGUUCAUGCCAGUGGAGAAUUUUCACAACACCUAAAGCAAGAUUUAGAGUAAUGUUCUUCAUAUUGAUUUGAAAGUGUAAUGUACCUGUAAAAGAGAUGUUAUUCUGAUUCAUUGUACAAUGCUUGCUUUGUUUUGUUUGUGUAUCAUUUGAACAUCUUUUAAGACAGCUUGUAACCUAUCAUAUGUUGUGUAAUAAUUAUUCUGAAUUAUAAAGGAGAUUAUGCUGUUGCUUACA